GAAAAAUUUCUCAGCAGCUGGUAAAAAAAUCUGUUGGGUAAUAGGUGCAUGGCUACUUGUAGAAUUUUAACUUGGUUGCAGUUUGUUACUAUGUUACAGAAGAUCAAAAGUUAAAUAUUAUUUCUCAAGAUCUUCUGGUGUACAUAUCACAUCUCGAGGAAUGUUUUAACCACAUGGAGGAAUCAGAGGAGAAAAUAAUUGUGCAGGAAUGGUUAAAUAUGAUCCUCGAACAUUUAAACAAUGGUUUGGACGAGGCUCGUAUCCGGAACAUGGCACUGAGUCAAAUGCUGAUGGACAUUGAAUGCAACAAACUGCGGACUCCAUUCAACGAGAGGCCGUCCUGUCGUGCUUACAAGGAACUUGUCGACUGGUUGAAGUCAGUGUUAAAUCAACACUCGUCUUUGGUGAAAGGAGAUGUUGAAUUGGAUGAAGAGCCUGUGCCCGAGAACCGUGACAUGGAAGUUACCGAAUUCGAAAAUUUGAUUUCUUCUGACAAUCGAACCUACGUAGCUAUCCGAACUUUACCGAACAGCGGUGGUGUGUUUGGCUACAUAGCUAUUACAAUGGGCGAUGGGAUUGAUCCACAAUGGCUAGACUGCAAUGGCGAUCCGAUAUGUACACCGGAGCCAUUUAAUUUGCACGUGGAACAAGUUAAGUCAGAUGUCCCAUUAGAAUGUCUGGCGUAUGAUGAGACGGACGCCAAACAGGUGUGGGCCGUUUUGAAAAACAGGAGAUCAAUAUGUCUAAGAAACGAAUUUUAUGAUUUUUACAAAACGCUCUACGAAACCGUCCAACAAGAAAUGGUGGCUGAAGCGAGCACAUGUGUACCCCGAAAAUGUUCACAUCCGUUCAUCAAUAAGUUACUUGAAUUCCUAGUGGUCGACUUGAAAGCUAUUGGUGUUUCUGAUCUCCAAAUAUUUAACAGAAUCAAGAUGCUUUCCAUAUUGAAAAAGCAAAUCAAAUCCGUAAUAUGUGAAAUAGAGAAACGGACUGACAACCUGGAAACAGCGAUGAAGUAUUCAACAAUUUCACCAAUGGAUCCAUUGCCAACGAAAUGUUGUUAUGACUUUAUAUCUUCCGCUCUUUGGAAUGAGUUACACCAACAACGACCUGGCACUAAAUAUAUAAAUAUACUGUCAUAUCAAUAUCCUCAAUAUUUUUUACCGAAAUAUUUUUCGGUUUUAAUGAACCAAAAGAAAAAAGUAUUGAGCAAUAUCUCUCGUAAAUAUUGCAAGAUAUUAGAUGAAAUGUUUGAAGAUUUGGGAAAUUCUAUUAUGUCAAACAUGAUGAAGUACAAAGAAGCACAUUGGGAAUGGCAUGUAGCCCAAGAAGUUAUCGAUGCUUACAACAAAGAAAAGGCUUUUAAAGACAGUUUGUGUGCGGUUGAAAGUUCUGUUGAUGAAUCGACAGAAUCAUUCAUAACUGUUAUUUUAAACGAGAUAAACAUGUCACAGCAAAAAUUAAAAUCAACAAUAAAAAAGAAUAAUCAAUUGGCAGACCAAUUAGCCGAACUGAGAAAUGAAAUAUUGGACAAGGAACGAAAAUACAGACAAGUGCUGGUCCAAAUCGAAGAACAAAUGGAUAGAUUGAAAAAACAAAUAAACAUCGAAAAACGGGAUAUAAUGACAAGAGAAAAUACUAUUGCAGAACUUCAAAGAAAACGCAAAGAACUAUUAAAAUAAACACACAGUUAAUAGUUCUCUUUGAAGCUCCGCAAUAACAUUUACUAUCCAGUCAUUAAACGCGUUUUUCGAUGUUGAUUUGUCUUUUUCUAUAUACUUAUAGUAUAUGUGAUUCUAUUCAGAUUAA
This is a messenger RNA of Myzus persicae (green peach aphid), 1809 nucleotides long. RefSeq lists its product as uncharacterized. The transcript has 8 exons. Lineage: Eukaryota; Metazoa; Arthropoda; Insecta; Hemiptera; Aphididae. The record is from RefSeq and is a predicted model, not a curated record. Bases 174 to 1682 code for a protein of 502 amino acids.